AUUGAUCGCGGCUACGACUUUACCGGAGUUCUGGAAUGGUUCGCCGAACGUGUAGAUCGUAUCAUCCUGUUGUUCGAUGCGCACAAGCUCGAUAUCUCGGACGAAUUCAAACGAUGCAUUGAGGCGCUCAGUGGAAAUGAGGACAAAAUUCGUAUUGUCUUGAACAAGUCCGACAUGGUAGAUCAUCAGCAGUUGAUGCGUGUUUAUGGAGCUUUGAUGUGGUCCCUUGGAAAGGUAUUCAAAACCCCCGAAGUAUCUCGUGUUUACAUUGGAACGUUCUGGGAUCAUCCCCUUCACUACGAUAUAAACAGGUCAGCUUUGUUAUGGUUGCCCUCUGUCUUUUACUCUCCUCCGUUAUUCCAAGAUGCCAACAUGAUGUGUCCAAGUCUGCAAGCGUUAUGUAAUGCCAUUCGCAAAUCCAAUACCUAUCAAAAGAUUCCGUUAGCUAGGUCAGUCUUUUUCCCUGGUUUUGGUUUUUUCCGUGUUUUUCAUCAUAGACAAUUUCCUUGGAAGGUUCACGCUUACAUAAUCUCUGAAUUACGUAAGCAAAUGCCAACUAUGAUUGGCAAGGAAAAGAAGAAGAAGGAGCUCAUUCAGAAUCUAGACAAGAUAUUUGAACAGCUUCAGUCCCAUGACUUCAACCUUUUGUUGAUUUCAGCUCGGCUAAUGGCUCAAAUACCGAAGGAAGAAGCUCAAGUGACAGCUGCUGCAACCACUAAUGGACAUGUAGCCGAACAACCGACCGUGAAAGGAGGAGCCUUCAGCCAAGCUCAAGAGGCCGAAACUCCCUUCGGAUUUGGACGGGGCGAAGGAUUCGACAAAGGUGCCGAUGAACCUGAAUGGGUGGUUAGUCGUGAGAGAGCUGAUGCUGAUGCUACAUUCGAAAGCCUUGGACCCGUUGACGGCUUCAUCAGUGGGCGUGCUGCGAAAGAGCACAUGGUUAAGUCGAAACUGCCGAACUCAGUGCUUGGAAAAAUUUGGAAAUUGGCCGAUGUCGACAGGGACGGACAGUUGGAUGCGGACGAGUUUGCACUUGCGAAUUAUCUUAUCAAUCUCAAACUCGAAGGU
Messenger RNA from Ostertagia ostertagi, 1068 nucleotides. The record is from the annotation of a GenBank genome assembly. NCBI's taxonomy places the organism in Eukaryota, Metazoa, Nematoda, Chromadorea, Rhabditida, Trichostrongylidae.